AUGAUCAGAUCAGAAAAGAGUUUAGGAAAAAACGCACGAACUUCCAAAGUGGCGCGAGCGUCGUCGUCGUCGGCGGCGGUGGCGGCGACGCCUCCCAACGCCUAUUACGACGAAUACGACAUUUCCGAAUACGGUGCGGCGAUGGCGGACGACGACGAUCCCAUGAUGAUUGCAGACGACGACGAUGGCAUGAGCAUGCGGUUGCUCUGCGUCACUAUUAAAAAGGCUCGACUUCAAGGCGGCGUCGACGAGUUCAAUUCCUAUGUGACAGUCAAACUGCAAAACGUCAAGUCGACAACAGUGGCGGUUCGCGGAAAUUUGCCUUGCUGGGAACAAGAGUUUAUAUUCGAAACAAAUCGACCUGAUGAGGGAAUGAUACUUGAGUUAUGGGCAAAAGGCGUCCUAUGGGAUAAACUGAUAGGUGUACAUUAUAUGCCAUUAACGGAAGUCAGGUUUAGCAACACCGCUGGAAGUGGUCAGUGGCUUCAAAUGGAUCACGAGCUUGAAACGCGCAAUGGUCAAACCGUCGGCACUCGCGGCCCUACCGGCCACAAUCUUCUCGCCGAUGUUCGUUUCGAGCUACCAUUCGAUGCGCAAGGCGAGGACGGCGAAGAACUGCAGGCCAAGUUACUCGCUUUGAACGGACUCGUUGACAACGACCAACUGGCUGCCAAUCAACACCAACGGGCUCCCUUCAAUCAUUCGGGUCUUAGCGAGGAUAGCGAUUAUACCUCAGACGUCUCCGUUCCGAUUAGCCAUCAGUUACACGCCAAUAGUUCUGCGCAUCAAUACGAAUCACACCUUCAUCCGCAUCGAAAUCGUCACAGUCUUCUGACAACGACGACGACGGCGCGCGACGGCACAGCGAGCUAUGAGGACGAGGAAGACGCUUACCACGCGCGUCACCAACAACACCAGUGCUACGAAGACGACGACUACGACGACGAUUAUCGAGACUACGCACGCGACGACUUAAAAGACGGCACGGUGACUCCAGUUCACGACGAUUACGGCGGCCCGUCAACGACGGACCCCUGUGAACAGGAUUACAGUCGCGACUAUGGUAUAUACCCAUCGACGAGUAAUGAGAGACAAGAGCCAAUUCUGGAGCAUAAUGAACCGGAAUAUGUCUAUCAUGAUGAUCCUGAGACUUUUGGUGAGAAUCCAACCUAUUCCGACGAAUUUCAUGACUUUCGGGAUGAGUACAAACAACAAUAUCCGGGCGAGUUCUGGAAUCAGGAAGCCGAACCGUUGUCCUACAACAGCCGACCUCCGAAUGGGCAGCUCAAGUCAAAUGGCUGGCAAAGCUCAUCGCGCCCCACAUCAUCUACUGCGUGGCCGUAUCAAGAUGACUCACAUCAUUACGAUGAGGUUGAUCGAGGCUCGGGAGGAUCAAGAAUAUUCGCGCGGACGCCCUCAAUCGAUCGUCGCAGUGAUUCAGAGCACGGAUUCGAUGAUUUUGGCAACGCCGAGAGGCGCCCCGAUAGCCGCCCGAAUUGGCGAUACGACUCAAUCCAAGAAGAAGACAACGAGAAAGAAGGCUGGAAGCAGCACGUCGAAGGAUAUCAAAAUCAAGCGGAGCCGCAAUCUAACGACGAGCACGACGAUUUCAACGAGUCGCAGCUUCACGAUCACCAACAACCACAAGCGCGUUUUGAGGAGCCGCCAACGACAACAUUCGCCAAUGACAUCGCACAUCAGACGAUUCAAGAAGAAGAGGAAAAGGAUGAGAAGCGUAAUGUGCAAGAGCUCUGGCAUUGGGCUUAUAAGCAAGUUUGCUCAAAUCUAGGAUUCAAGGAUCUGUUGCCGCAUUCUCCGACGUCGCCGCGGCCGCGAAGUGUAUUUCGUGUCGUUGAAGAAUGGGAGGAUCGCGGAAAUGAGCGCAUCUAUAAGACGAGUCUUGCCAACGUAGUGCUUGAGAAAAUUGCGCCACCGCCAAUUGAAGAUGAUGGCGAAGCUGUCGCCACCACCAGCAAUGCCACCACUCCACUCAUCAAAAAGGUUUCGACUGCAACAUUAGCAAAGCGACGCCCAUCGGAUGAUGAGAAAUCCAAAGAGCCCGACCCAAUGAAGCAGCUUUUAAGCUUCUCGAAAAGCUUCAAGAAGGUCAGAAGAGUGCGAAGUGCAAUGCCAAGACGGCGGAAACGCAAACGCAAAGCGAUCAAACAAUCGAGAAGCUGUCCGGAAUUAUUCCGCACAGAGAAGACGGCAAUUCGACAGAGGAGUAUUUCGCUUCAUGCGAAGGACAAACGAAAACCAAGCGAGAUUACUCUCGAAUUACCCAAACGACUAGGAAAAGGCCCGAAAAAAAUGCACUUAUUGGAUGUGUACGGUUCGAGGGGAAAGAGUACGGUACUUGAUGGGAAUGGCAGUAUGGCAGCGAAUGCUUUCUACAAAUCGAUUGAUGCUGCACCGAACAUGAACGUAGCGAGAACGAAAACGAGCAUUCCACUCGUCUCGGAGCUAGUUUUAAAGACAAUGGCGACUAAACGAGCACAGGCUGGAUUAGCAAAUGCAGCGCGCACCACAUUUGGUGACACCGAUCUGAAAAGUCAUGUGUACCGAAAGACGUUACAAGCAUUGAUUUAUCCUAUCAGCUGCACCACACCUCACAACUUCGCCACCACCAAUUUUCAGACGCCAACAUGGUGUCAUGAAUGUGAAGGUCUUCUUUGGGGUUUGGCUAGGCAAGGUUUACGGUGUACGCAAUGCGGAGUCAAGGUUCACGACAAGUGUAGAGAGCUUUUGAGUGCAGAUUGUUUGCAGAGGGCUGCUGAAAAGAGUUCGAAGCAUGGAGAGGCAGAUAGGACGCAGUCUUUAGUAGCAGUUAUCAAAGAUAGGAUGAAGAUUCAAGAGAAGAACAAGCCUGAGAUCUUCGAGAUGAUUCGAUCGGUGUUUAACGUUGAUGAGAAGGUCCAGCAGGAGACUCUCAAGCAAGUUAAAGCCUCGAUCCUUGAAGGAAGCUCAAAGUGGAGUGCAAAAAUCACAUUGACAGUUCUUUGCGCGCAAGGCUUGAUUGCAAAGGAUAAGAACGGCAAAAGUGACCCGUACGUUACCGCGCAAGUAGGAAAAGUGAAAAGAAGAACAAGAACGAUACACCAGGAGCUCAAUCCAGUGUGGAAUGAAAAAUUCUAUUUUGAGUGUCACAAUUCAACGGAUCGAAUAAAAGUACGAGUAUGGGACGAGGACAACGACUUGAAAUCGAAACUCAGGCAAAAGCUUACAAGGGAAUCGGACGACUUCCUUGGUCAGACUGUUAUAGAAGUCAGAACAUUGUCGGGUGAAAUGGAUGUUUGGUACAAUUUAGAAAAGCGAACCGACAAAUCCGCAGUUUCCGGAGCGAUUAGACUUCACAUUAGCGUAGAGAUCAAAGGAGAAGAGAAAUUGGCACCCUACCAUGUACAGUACACGUGUUUGCACGAGCAUCUGUUCGGCGCGCAUUGUGUAGACGAUGAAGUCAAACUGCCAGAAGCUAAAGGUGAAGACAGCUGGAAGAUCUGCUUCCAGGAGACCGGACAGGAGAUCGCGGACGAGUUCGCGAUGCGCUACGGAAUCGAAGCAAUUUACCAAGCGAUGACCCAUUUCGCGUGUCUUUGCACAAAAUACAUGUGCCCCGGUGUUCCAGCAGUGUUGUCAACGCUAUUGGCAAACAUCAACGCAUAUUACGCACACACCACCGCAACAUCGGCGGUUUCGGCUCCGGAUCGCUUCGCUGCAUCCAAUUUUGGAAAAGAGCGAUUUGUGAAACUUCUUGACCAACUUCACAACAGUCUCCGUAUCGAUUUGUCGAUGUAUCGAAACCAUUUUCCGUCAUCGUCGCCAGCUAAACUACAAGAUCUCAAAUCAACCGUUGAUCUACUAACUUCGAUUACAUUUUUUCGUAUGAAAGUUCUCGAAUUGGCGAGCCCACCGAGAGCAUCGAAUGUUGUUCGCGAGUGCGCGAAAGCGUGCAUGCAGCAGACGUAUCAAUUGAUGUUCGAAAGCUGCUGCGAGCAGGGUGGUCCAUCGGCCGACUCCGUUCGCUUCUGGUUCGAUUUCCUUGAUUACAUGAUGAGAGUGAUCGAAGAUGACAAGCAUAUAUACACGCCUGUGCUCAACCAAUUCCCACAGGAGCUAAAUGUUGGCCAGUUGUCAGCCGAAACUCUGUGGAAAGCAUACAAGAACGACCUCCAAAUAGCCCUCGAGGAACACGCUGAGAAGAAGAAAUGCACAACUCCCGAAUACAUGAAUUUGUACUUCAAAGUCAAAGGAUUUUACUUCAAAUAUGUCGCUGAUAUGCCGCAAUACAAGAAUUCGAUUCCCGAAUUUCCCUCCUGGUUCAUUCCAUUCGUUAUGGAUUGGCUUAAUGAAAAUGACGAGCACUCGAUGGACAUUCUCAGGAACGCGUAUAACCGCGAUAAAUCCGACAAUUUUCCGCAGACAUCGGAGCACACUAAAUUUUCGAACAGCGUCGUCGAUGUGUUCACUCAACUCAAUGAAGCCCUCAAACUUCUCAAACAGAUGGACUGCCCGAAUCCGGAAGUCGCUGAUGACAUGAUGAAGAGAUUCAGCAAAACCCUGAACAAAGUUCUUCUUGCCUACGCGGACAUGGUGCAGAAAGAUUUCCCCAAAUUCGCCGACAACGAGAAACUCGCAUGUAUUCUUAUGAACAAUGUGCAGCAGCUGCGAGUUCAACUCCAGAAGAUCUUUGAGAACAUGGGAGGAGAUGAUUUAGGCGCCAACGCCAAGAAUGUGCUGACCGCGCUGCAAACCAAGCUGAAUUCUGUUCUCGAAAAACUCGCUGUACACUUUGUCUCAACUCUGGAGCCUCACAUUCAUGAGCAGACAAUGAAACUGGGAGUUCUUCUCACGAAGAUCAAAGGACCACAACUCCAAAAGACACAAGUCCAACCGGAAGCCGAUGCCGUUCUUGAACCUCUUAUGGACCUACUUGAAGGAUCAUUGCGAAGAUACGCAGAUCAGUGCGAGAAGACCGUUCUUAAGUACAUCCUCAAAGAACUCUGGAGAAUCACUAUUGUGAGCAUGGAAAAACGAGUCGUUUUGCCGCCAUUAAGCGAAAAAGCACUUCUCAAACAAUUGCCGAAUGCCAAAAUUGGUGAUGUCACAAAGCUGAUGUCGACAAACAUUCAGAAUAUCAAAGGAAUGAGCAGUGUCAAGGACAUGAUGGACAUGGCUCGCGAAUGCGAAAAGUCUCUAACUCCUAAACAAUGUACUGUCCUGGAUUGCGCCUUAGAUGCCAUAAAGGAUAGUUUCCACGCAUCGGGAAAAGGAUUGAAGAAGUCAUUCUUCGAAAAAUCUCCAGAAUUACAAUCGCUCAAGUACGCGCUCAGCUUGUACACACAGACGACGGAACAGCUCAUCAAGACGUUCAUAACAAGUCAGAAGCAACAGGACUUGCCAUCGCAAGAGCAACCAGUAGGAGAAGUCAGUAUCCAGGUAGACUUGUUCAGUCAUCCAGGCACUGGAGAGUCCAAAGUUACCAUCAAAAUUCUCGCUGCAAAUGAUCUACGAUGGCAAACAUCUUCAACGUUCAAGCCAUUUGUUGAAGUUCAUCUGGUUGGACCACAUCUAUCGGAUAAGAAAAGGAAGAUGGCAACCAAAUCGAAAACAGGAAAUUGGGCUCCAAAAUUCAACGAGACUUUCCACUUCUUCUUGGGAAACGAGGGGGAACCGGAACACUACGAGCUGAUGUUUCAAGUCAAAGACUAUUGUUUUGCGCGUGAGGAUCGCAUUGUCGGAGUUGGAGUCCUUCAAUUGGCUACUGUGGUGGAACAAAACGGAUCAUGCGCCAUGUGGGUGCAAUUGGGAACUCGCCUUCAUAUCGACGAGACCGGACUUAUCCUUCUUCGAAUUCUCUCACAACGACAAACUGAUGAAGUGGCCAAGGAAUUCGUUCGUUUAAAGACUGAAUGUCGACACGAGACCGAAACCGUCAUGGCCGCUUCGGCAAGCAGUCAGAAUAUUGCUAGAUAA
This is a messenger RNA of Caenorhabditis bovis, 5973 nucleotides long. NCBI's taxonomy places the organism in Eukaryota, Metazoa, Nematoda, Chromadorea, Rhabditida, Rhabditidae. The record is from the annotation of a GenBank genome assembly.